CGUGCCGGUGCCGCCCAAACACCAUCCGGCCGUCCGCUCGCUUCCAUCCGACGGGCAUGGCCCCACCCGCGAUGCGGGACAAGGCCUCGUAAACCGAGCGCGCGCACCCAUCCCUCCACCUUUGAAACCUUUCUCGUCCUCCAACGCUGUGCGGCUGCGUGCUCUGCCACUGCGCGUCCGUGGGCAUGGCCGCCACCGCCCUCGCCGCCUCUCGCCUCCUCCUGCUCCUCCGCCUCGUGGUCACCACCAUUCCCUUCCUGGUCGGGUUCGCCGGCGGCGCGAUGCUGGACCCCAAGCAGCUUAUAGCUCUGCGCGCGCUCGGCCUCGCCCCGCACCGAGCCAGCGACCCCUGCGACGCGGAGGGCGCCGUGGCCGCGUCCUGCGACGCGGGGGUGCCGCUCCGUCGCGUGACGUCCCUCGCCCUCACCAACUGCUCCGACACCACCUCCGUCUCGGCCGCGGCGCUCGAGGCGCUCGCGCCCUCGCUCCGCACGCUCGCCUUCCUGGACUGCCCCGCCGCGCCGCCGCGGCUCCUCCCGCCGGAGCAGCUCGCCGCGGGGCUCUGGUACUUCUCCUGCACCGCCUCCCUCCGCCGCCUCUCCGCGGUGUGGCUCUCCCGCCUCGCCAACCUCACGGAGCUCGCCGUCGCCGACACCCCGCUCGCCACCGGCUCCGCGUCCGAGCUCGCCGUGGUCAUCUCCCACAUGGACCGCCUCACCCGCCUCACCCUCUCCAACGCCAACCUCUCCGGCUCCCUCCCGCACCACUGGCACUGCCCCAACCUCACGCGCCUCGACCUCUCCCGCAACCGCAUCGCCGGCUCCAUCCCAGACACCAUCACCCUCCUCGCCGGCAUCACCCGCCUCAACCUCAGCUCCAACGCCCUCACCGGCCACAUCCCCGCAGACAUCGGCGACCUCAUCUCGCUCACCGCCGUCGACCUCUCCAACAACUCCCUCUCCGGCGGCAUCCCCGAGACCAUCUCCACGCUGCCCGAGCUCCAGGUGCUCAACCUCGGCUCCAACAAGCUCAACGGGAGCAUACCGCCGUUCCUGUCCGAGAUGAGGGGGCUCCAGGAGCUCAACCUGGAGAACAACGACUUCGACGGCAUGCUGCCCUUCAGCGCCAGGUUCCUGUCGAGCCUCAGGGUGUUCAGGGCGGCCGGGAACGGCCGGCUGUGCUACAACAGGUCGGUGCUGGCCCCGGAGGUCGCCGUGGGGGUGGCGCCGUGCGACAAGUACGGGUACCCGGUCACGGCGCCCCCGGCGGCGACGGCGCAGUCGCAGAAGAGCACGGCAUAUGACGACGACGGCGGCGGGGACGGCGACAGGGACGCCGACGCUGCUGGUGGCGGGCCCAGCGCGGUGGUUCUCGGGCUCGGCAUUGGGUUGUCAUGUUUGGCGUUCGUUGUCAUCUUGCUCGUCUGCCUCUGCAAAGUGUGCAGAUGAGGCGGCGCACGGGACCGUGUCUCGUCUCGUCUCGUGAGAAUAUCUUCUUUUUUUUGCUUCUCUUGUUUUGUGGUCGGGUUUAUACUUUGCUGAUGCGUUCCGUUGAGCAUACGCCCAGCUAAUUAAGCUAGCGUAGGAUCGUCCGUUGAUUCUUACAUGUCGCUGCUCUCUGCCCUUUGGUCGGGUUCAAGAUCAUGAACCUCUCAAGUAUAACGAAAUACAAACGAGAUGGCAGCUUGAA
Molecule: messenger RNA, 1689 nt
Organism: Lolium perenne
Lineage: Eukaryota; Viridiplantae; Streptophyta; Magnoliopsida; Poales; Poaceae
Product: receptor-like protein 51
Molecular function (GO): protein binding
Source: RefSeq, a predicted model, not a curated record